Molecule: messenger RNA, 1323 nt
Organism: Fibroporia radiculosa
Lineage: Eukaryota; Fungi; Basidiomycota; Agaricomycetes; Polyporales; Fibroporiaceae
Exons: 3
Coding region: 1-1323 (440 amino acids)
Biological process (GO): protein phosphorylation
Molecular function (GO): ATP binding; protein kinase activity
Source: RefSeq, a predicted model, not a curated record
AUGACCGAUGAUACAAGCCAGAGCAGCUGUCCUUCGGAUAUGCGAUCAGGAUCGGGUAGCAAGCAGGGAUCGAGUCUGUCAGGUGCCAAGCAUGGAUCGAAUACUGCGCCGAAGGGUGAUGCGGGACACCAUCGUGGCGAUGAUGGUUUGUGUGAAGUCGUCCAGCAUCGCAGGUACUAUCAGUAUGAUCCGAGGGCGCACUAUCGGAUCGUGUUCAAGGAGGUGUGCACCGCGCUGCAUCAAGAAAUCUCGUUGUGCGCGAUUUUCGAUUAUCUCUCUCAGACGGCUUUAGUGCUGCGAUUUCUGCAUGAAGCCGGUUGGGUUCAUCGAGAUUUGAGCACGGGCAAUAUUCUGGUGUUGAAUGGGAGAGUCAGGUUGGCGGAUUUUGAGUACGCCAAGCGGCUAGAUGAGGCUUGCCCCUCUCAUGAUAUUCGGACAGGCACGGCUGACUUCAUGUCUGUCGAAGUGGAUGGCCAGAAUUAUUUCUUUAAGCUCAGGGAAUCGAAGGACGCCGCGAUAGAGACUGAUGAUCUUUUGGAUACAAUCAAUAAGUUGCACCGAUCCUCUACCGCAACAGGCCCCCGAAUUGAACCAGCAAUAGUGAUCUUCCGGUACAAUCCCCUUCACGAUUUCGAAUCUCUAUGGUGGAUAUCGGUUUAUUUUGUGUUUAACAAGAGGAUCAAGUCUAUCGACGGAGCUCCCCCGCAACCUCACGACUAUCGGCAGCAGAGGUCUUUUGCUACCGGUGUAUUCUACUCGCUGCCCGCCAGACAGAAUGCUUUGAGAGUUCCCGAUACUUUUGACGCCGCAAAGAUGUCCCUUUCCCCUGAUCUGGACAUCUUUGGACGAUGCAUCAGUGUGCUCAGGACGAGGAUCGUAAAUCGAUACUUUGAUAUUGAGAAGGAUUUAUGGAACAUACCUGGCCGCACAGCCGCAGGUAGGGUCCCCUUGGAUUUUAUCAAAAUUCUCAGCGCGAUUGGACGGAUUCCCGUACAAUACCUUAUCGGCCCUCUUCCCGAUCCUGACGAGAAUGCGAUCAAAGAGCCGGCUGAAGCAGCUGUACCGGCAACGGAUUCGAUAACGAAUCCGGCAGACGUUGAACUUCCCAAGCCCACCAGUGGUGGUUCUAAAGCACACGGUACUCGAAGAGGUGGGGUGGAAAAGUAUAGAGGAAAGACGGAACCGAUUCUACACCCGCUGCAGGAACCUCCUAAUGGACAAAAGCGUUUUGGCGCGAGGAAUAUGAGAGUGGAAGGGCUCAAGCAUCCGAUGCGGACCCGAUCUCAAGCCAAACAAUCUGCUGGUGAGGCUCAAAGGCAGUGA